AUGCCAACCCCGGAGGCAGAUGAACAAAUACCUACAGAGUACAGUAAUGCUGCUGCCUCUGACGCCUCGGAAUCGGUCGAGUGCCCCGUAUGCAAUCGAAAUAUUGAAAACUUGGAACAGUUGAAUAUGCAUCUGGAUGUUGAACACAAUUUUAAAGAUGAACGAUCGCUAUCCACAGACAGCGGUUCCGUGAACAUUGCAAGUACUACACCAACUUCGGUGGGUCUGGCGUCCAGUCGGGAGACAUCCGGCAGAAACAGGUCACAUUACAAACCUCUUGUGCCAGGGAAGUCACAAUGCUCGAGAUGCGGGCGAAAGCUCACACCGAGGACAGGAAUCCAGAACUGCCGGAGGUGUGGGGACUUGUUCUGCGACAUACAUUGCCGUUUACCCGUGCGGCUAGACCUACAAGGGGAAUAUGAUCCGAGAAACGGCGACUGGUGCAAGUGCUGCCAUGCCUGCAUGGCGGGGCGCCCUGGAUACAACAAACUGGGCUUAUCGGUGGACCGGACCGACGAGUUUAUACGCCAUCGUACCUCUAAAAACGAGGAUAAACAGCUUCGCAUUCUGCAGCUUGAGAAUCGGCUUGUGCGUCUUGUUGACGGCAUCGCUACUAUUGUUCGCGCGCACAACCAGUCUUUGUUUUAUGGAAGUGGAAUGUAUAGGGAAAUCACUGCUCUACAGAAGUCCGUUACGCCAUGGAAAGAAAAUUCACAGGCAUCAAGCUGCUAUCUCUGUUCUCGGCCGUUCAAUCUUCUUCUUCGCAAGCACCAUUGCAAGUUGUGUGGUCUGAUAGUCUGCGAAAACAACUUUACCAACUGUUCCAAGGAGUUCCCGAUCGCGCAGCUGGUGAGUGCUGCCACAGACCUACCAUUCAGGAGCAAUCCCCAGGAAUUAGCCGCAUUGCCGGUUCGACUACGCGUCUGCGUGGUUUGCAUAAGAUCCGUGUUUCUGCGCGCAAGGUUGCAGGACAAUCUCGCAAACGAUGCUUCUCAGCUAUUUUCCAAGUACACUGAGUUGCAGCGUGUAUCAAGAGCCAUCUUGCGUAUAAUGCCUCGUUUCGAGCAACUGCUCGGGGACCUCAACGCACCCGACGCGAGCCCGAAUCGAAGCGAGCUAGACGAGCUGGCGCACCUGCGAAGGAAACUCUUGGAGACUUUCAAGCUGUACGACACCAUAGCCAAGCAGAUAUUUGCCAUCGACCCGGCCAAUACCGCAGAAUUGAAGAUCCAGCAGGCUAUAAAGGCCAAAUCGAUGUCCUUCAUACAGGAUAAAAUGCUACCGCUAAAGAAUAUCCCCGGCCUGCUGAAGCCGAAGGAUGCCGAACCUGAGAUCAAUUACACUACUAGCAAUCUACUUUUCAACAAUCUGACUGUCCGCGAGGUUAAACUCUACCGUGAACAGCUGAUGGUACUCAAAGAGCAGAGGUUUAUAGUGGAGGGCAUGCUCGAGAACGCCAAGAAACAGCGGCGUUUUGAAGAGGUUAAUACGUUAAAGGAAAAUACCAAAGAGCUAGACAAUCAGAUAGCCCAGCUCGAAGAAACCCUAGGCGACCAGGGUUUUGUUUAG
This is a messenger RNA of Eremothecium gossypii ATCC 10895, 1569 nucleotides long. It is a transcript of the gene PEP7, whose product is annotated as phosphatidylinositol-3-phosphate binding protein. The record is from RefSeq and is marked provisional. Gene Ontology annotation, biological process: DNA repair. NCBI's taxonomy places the organism in Eukaryota, Fungi, Ascomycota, Saccharomycetes, Saccharomycetales, Saccharomycetaceae. Gene Ontology annotation, molecular function: DNA binding; metal ion binding. The coding region runs from base 1 to 1569 and encodes 522 amino acids. The transcript has a single exon.